ACGUUAAGUCUGGAAAACUAGUUACAAAUGCCAUGUCUCGCUACGAGUUGGCAAAAAAUUAAAUAAGCGUACCCGCCUCCUUCGAUUAAACGCCUCCCUCGUAUAAGACUUAUAAGCGCCCGCGUCUUCUCCUAAAUUUGAAACAAGCGCUCCAGGCGCUAAUUGGAGGAUUUACGGUAUUUUGUUUUGCUGUCUUGAGUCAGUUACAUAGCUGAAGUUCAAAUACUAGCCAGACGUCACUGGUAGUUUCGUGAAAUGCUUUCAUCUUGUUUACAUAAGUCACGACACAGCUUCGAAAGACUUUGGGAUUAAAAAAAAAAAAUUAACCAUUCAUCGAAAAUACAGCUGGCGUUUCAUACGCAAAUCCCUCUAUUUUUAUCAUAUGGCGCUUUUUUUCUCUAUAAGUAAAAUCAUUACAUUUCAAAAGAACGGUUUCAUUCACAAAUAUGAUGAACUGUGCGCAGUGCAAGAAAAAUCCGUUUUUGUUCUACUUGUCAACGAGUUCUGUUUGUCCAUUUUUGUCUCGGACAAGAAGGUCAGAAUUGUGUACAUAUGACCAUUGGCACAGCUGUUUCUCGUCAGCUCCUGUUUUUAUCGCAAAUGUGUCUAUUACACAAUGGAAACACGGAAAACACUCUUUUUCAACCAAUCAGAUCGCGGAAAUUCAUAUAAACGUAUUUUCUUAAGAAAGACUGACCAGCACAAUAUCAUUCACGCCUUGUUUUAGUUUCAUGAGCUCUGUGAAAUAACUGAACACAAAGCAAAAGCUAGUUAACUUUGACCCGAAUUGUGGGGGAGGGAAAACAAAAUAUAACCAGCGCGAAUUAAUUAACUCUUUUAAAAAUUUGAAACUUCAUUUGCCGCUCAGUUCGUCUUGUAGACUACAGUUGGCUGGCGUCGGUUUUUGUUCCUGAAAUCCCUCGCGAGAUUGGAAAAGUCUAAAUUUUACUUUGCACUCCUGUAUCAGUUCCGUUGCAAGCUGGGAAAAGAAAGAGACUGCUGGUAGUGUAUUCGUCUUCCUUGAGUUUGCUGUCCAUGGUUAGUCCUAUCUACUCUAUCUAUAUGACAUAAUUUGACAGUAGAACAUUGUCAAAUAGCUUUUGAACUGAAUGAACAUCAGAGAAAUGUUUUCCCCAAAAGUUGCAGUAGCAUAGUUGAAGCUGGCCAACUGAUAAUCAAGUUGCCAUAAAUUGAGACAAUCUGCAUGAACAAGUUUAAUUGCGGAUAUAUACGUUGCCUUCGUGAACAACUAGUUCCGGAAGUUUUUUAUUAGAGUAGAGAAUCUUACAGCCCCUGAAAGUAUCAGCGCCUCUGAUAUUGAGCAAACACUGAAGUUUUUUAAUUGACAAAGCAAUGUUUUUCUUGUAGAUAUGGAUGUUUUACACAGCUGUGCCUGUUGCUGCGUAACCAUGCGCUCUCUACGAUAUAUCAAAGCAAAAUGCAAAUUCGCGAGGAAAAAGGACAGCGCCGAACAUUUUAUGAGAGGGCAGACAAUUUGUUUUAUCAUCGCGACUCACGGGACUUGCCUUGAUCACCACAACAGCCAGGAUAGCCUAGAAUUUUCUUCUUACAGUUCUGUUCACGACAUGUCCAAAGAAACUAAAGAAAACCCUACACUAACGAAUAAACAUGAAGAACAGAAUAAGACUUGUCUUCCAAGAACUUUCCAGUGCCUGCGCAAGCCGCUGACAACAGUGCUUGAAUUUUGUGAUACCUACUUCUUAGCCAUCGGGAUGAUUUUCAUGGUGAUCGUGGGAUCACAGUGGCCGGAAUUAGGGACGCUUCUCCCCGCUUAUUAUUUCCCCCAAAUCUGCUUUGGUGUGUGUUUCUUCUUGUGUGGCCUGCGCACGACUACAGAAGAGCUUAUUACCGCUGUCAAGUCUUACAAAGCUAUCGCGUGGGGUAUCCUAACAAUACUCUUGGUUCUUCCUAUCACGGGAACACAAAUUACAAAGACCAUUCAAUUUGCGACAAUGAGGGAGGAUAACAUGACUACCUCGCAGUCCACUGUUGUUGGAAAUGUGACCGCUAUUGGCCCCACGGAGUUUGCUUUCGCGCUGCAAGUGUUUUUCACUGUUCCAGCGAGUAUGGCGGCCGGAGCAGUGUUGUCCUUGUUAGCAGGUGGGAAUUUCUCCCUGGCGCUGUUAUUGAUGACGAUAACAAAUGUUGCCGCCAUAUUUACUGUGCCACCCAUGCUGGUGUGGAUGACAGAGCUCAGCAGCGGAGUGAACGUCGCAAGAUUUGGAAUUCUUAUGCUUAUCUUUUUCCUGGGAUCUGUUCUACCAGCUAUUAUCGGCACGUUGCUGAGACUCGUUAAAGUUGUGGCUGAAAAAGCGGAUUCGUGCGACAGAUGCAUCCACUACGCUAUAAUAACACUGCUUCUCCUCUCCACGUGGCCUCUGGUGAGCAAAGCACAAGUUGAGGAACAAUACAACAAUAUAGUGUCCAUGAAUGUUCUUAUCAUCGUUGGCUACUCGUCAAUUAUGCACGUCAUGUUCUUACUACUCAACUGGAUCGCGGCAGGCUUUCUUGGUCUCAGUUCGCCGGUUAAAAAGACUGUCGUGAUCCUCGGGAGUCACAAGGCUUUGUCAUUCGCUUUAAAGGUACUCAGGUUUCUGACAACAAACGUCGGCUCUAGGAGACUUAUGUCCAUUGUUUGUGUGAUCGCGUACUUGACGCUGCUUGUUUUGGAUUCAGUGAUCGUCUGUAAAUGGGCCACCAUCACGGACGACGAGACAGAAGAGGAUAAAUCGAAACAAAAUGGAAAAUACGGAACGUUACCACAGGAUAGCGACUGAGAGUGGCGAUGCAAACAUGCUUUUUUCGCAAACGUCGGUAAUUGCAUAGUUAUGGACUUAGUUUCUUAAUGCAGGAAGUACUCUAGGUAAAUUACAUUUUCGUCGCAAAUGGAAAAUACGGAACGGUACCACAAUGGUAGCGGCAUGGAGAAGCGAUGGAAACCUUCUUUUUAGCAAACAUCGGUAAUCGUAGAGUUACUUACUGACUCAGUUUCUCAAUGGAAGAAGUUUACCCUAGGCUAAAUUACAUUCUCGGGGAACACUUUGCGGGACCUUUGUACAACCUGGUGAAUCAGGGCGAGGUUUAGUUUUUUUAACUUAAAUAUUUUUACAAAUUGUUUACCUUUUAGCGACCACUUUGCGGGACGUUUGUAUAAGCUGGUGAUACAUGAAAAAGUUUUUUCUUUUGAAAUAUUUUUUUCAAAUUGAAAAGGAAAUCAUUUUCCUUUUAGGGGACAAGGAGGCAUUAAUUAAUUAGAAUUGAAAAUUAAAUUGAAUUAGAUUUUUGUAAUUUGGGAGAGUACUAUAUUUUGCUACGGAAAAAUGAAAUAAAGCAAGGAUAAGAAAUACAAGAAUUUGCGUAAUAUACUUCUUGAAACUCGAUAGACUAAAGGUGAUGAUUUACCAAUGCGCUGGUAAAUUGUGUUAGGUGCCAAAGUAACUGUUUUUCUUUCAAGAUGGCCGCUAUGACGUAAGUAUGGUUGAGAGGGGUUUGGAAAACCGGGGGUACUUACCAUUUACAUGGGAAAACCGGA
Molecule: messenger RNA, 3553 nt
Organism: Orbicella faveolata
Lineage: Eukaryota; Metazoa; Cnidaria; Anthozoa; Scleractinia; Merulinidae
Source: RefSeq, a predicted model, not a curated record